GAGCUAUCAGGCCCCUAGCAGAAUGGCACAUUACUGUUCCGUGGUGUGCAUACGAUGUCAGCAAAAAAGGAAGAAAACGAAGCAGAAGAAGAGACGGAAGAAGAAACAUUAUAUAACGAUAUUACCCAAGAUGAUGAUGACGAACAACCUAUUUUCGACGUUAAAAAAACUCGCCGAUUUCGGGCCAAACAAAACGCCCAAAAGUUAGCUUUGUUGUUAGAUUCUUUUACAGAAGAACAGAAUUUAAGAUAUGAAGCUUUUCGUUGCUCAACUUUUCGAAAGUCUGCCAUGAGAAAAGUUUUAUUAGAGUUUACUAAUUCUGUUUCUAACGAAACCGUGAUUAUCUUUUCCGGCAUUUCUAAGUUAUACUGCGGUGAAAUCAUUGAACGUGCUCGCGUCGUUCAGGAACAAUGGAUGGAAGAAGGACCUCUACAACCAAAGCAUAUAAGGGAAGCUGUGAGAAGGCUUAAACACACAGGACUUUCAAUAUUGGCUGGUAGUUCGUCUAAGAAAAUAUUUUAA
Messenger RNA from Zophobas morio, 522 nucleotides. Its product is annotated as transcription initiation factor TFIID subunit 11-like. Gene Ontology annotation, cellular component: nucleus; transcription factor TFIID complex. The coding region runs from base 55 to 522 and encodes 155 amino acids. The transcript has 4 exons. The record is from RefSeq and is a predicted model, not a curated record. Lineage: Eukaryota; Metazoa; Arthropoda; Insecta; Coleoptera; Tenebrionidae. Gene Ontology annotation, biological process: transcription initiation at RNA polymerase II promoter; RNA polymerase II preinitiation complex assembly. Gene Ontology annotation, molecular function: transcription coactivator activity; protein heterodimerization activity.